CCAAGACACAAUCCCGCCCCUGAAUGGACACCCAAAUUAGCCAUCCCUUCUUGAGCCAUUUUCCCCUGGUCACGCAAAUUAGGUGUCUGUGCCCUCUGGGCCAUCUUUAAGGGGCUCAUCCCUCCUUUUUACCCGCGGUUUGAAGUGGGAAGCUUAGGUCAUCACUUCCCUAAUUGGCGUUAGAGAGCCGUCACAUGAAAUAACAUCGGUGACUCGUUGUCAUGGACCAAGAAAAAUAACUCGGCAUAGUUGCAUGAUAUUUUUUUUCUCUGAAUUGGAGGAUCUUUAAUUAGUCCACAAAGAUGAUGUCCUCAACGGGUCGAAAGCAGGCUGAUUACCAGACUGCGUGUCAUUGAUGCCAGCUCCAGACGAACAGCGAGCACCGUACCGAGCGAAGUGAGCUAUGACACGGAGGAAUACCGACAUGUCUGGACGGGACUUUUGCUUCUUUUUGACCGUCGCGCUUGUUGCCUUCAUCCACUGCACUCCGAACGCUCACGGGCUCAAGUGGAUAGCUCUGACGAAGGAAAACCGGCACACGGUAUGGGCCAACGCUUCGGCCUGCAAAUCCUCCCAGCUGCUAGUCUCGCCGCAGAAGUCACUCUGCAAGAGAAACCUCGACGUCAUGCCGGCUGUGGUGGAGUCUACCACCGUGACCUUUGAUACGUGCCAGGAUCAAUUCCAAGAUCGAAGAUGGAACUGUAGCAGCAUCAAGUCGGCACCAAACUUUUCUCCUGAUCUCGACAAAGGUACCAGGGAAGCGGCUUUCGUGCAGGCUUUGUCAGCGGCCAGCUUGGCACAAACCUUGGCCAUAGAAUGCAGCUCCGGGAUGCUCUCCCAAUGUGGAUGUGGUCGAUUGCCGCUGGAAGACGGCGGCAAAGCGCCCUCUAACGAGGCCAGGGAGGCAUUCCGUUGGGGAGGCUGCAGCGACGAUGUGGAUUAUGGGCUUGAAUUCACCACUCGGUUCGCCAACGGCCCUCUGUUAACCACUCGCAACAGGGACAACCCCAAGUCCAAGAUGAACCUGCACAACAAUAUUGCAGGCUUAAAGUUGGUAGAAUCGACUGUGAAGAAGAGAUGCAAGUGUCACGGCGUGUCAGGCUCAUGUAACCUCAAAACCUGCUGGCAAGCCCUACCCAACAUUUCAGUAAUAGGUAUGGCCCUGAAGCGGAAGUACUCCGGGGCCACCGAGGUGUCCUUCCGGAGGACCGUGGUGAGACGUGAACUCGUGCCAAAGGAUCCACGGCUCAAGGAUUACACGCAGUACGACCUGAUCUACCUGACUCCUUCGCCUGAUUAUUGCAGGCAGAAUUUCAGGGCAGGGUCCUACGGGACGCGCGGAAGGACAUGUAACAGGACCUCGCCUCGCCCCGAAGGCUGCGACUUGAUGUGCUGCGGACGAGGCUUCAAAACCUUCGUGUCAGAGGUCACGGAGCAGUGCCGGUGCAAGUACAACUGGUGCUGUUACGUCACGUGUGACGAGUGCCGCCAUAUUGUGGAGAAGGACGUUUGUUUGUAGUUGGACCCCCUGGUUCCUAAAAUAUAGAAAUUCUUCGAGAAUUUCUUUCAAAUCUGAGAUUUUGCAGUUUGUUUACACGUUUCCAUAAUAAACGACUUCCCAAAUCGUUAAGGAACUUUAAGCAAAGUAUUAUGGAAAGUAACAUGGACAGUGGCGCACGGUGGGCUCGGUGGGCUUGAGCUCCCCCCCCCCC
Molecule: messenger RNA, 1712 nt
Organism: Patiria miniata (bat star)
Lineage: Eukaryota; Metazoa; Echinodermata; Asteroidea; Valvatida; Asterinidae
Product: protein Wnt-11b-2-like
Exons: 6
Coding region: 404-1519 (371 amino acids)
Biological process (GO): multicellular organism development; cell fate commitment; canonical Wnt signaling pathway
Cellular component (GO): extracellular region
Molecular function (GO): frizzled binding; cytokine activity
Source: RefSeq, a predicted model, not a curated record